AGGAUGAAAGUGCGUAAGGUACGAGUGCGUUGAUGGGGAAGCGACCAUGACGUUAGCCGAGAAACCAAUCAAUCCGAUUAUUUGUGCCGGCCUUUCUCGAAAUAGAAUUCAAUACAAAUCUGUGUUGCAGUAGCUGCUCUCAGUGUUUAGCGUUGAUUGCUGCUGUUGAACCGAUUUUGGACAAGGAGCUUUCCUGCCACCUCCAAUUCAAAACGCACUCAAGGGUCCACAAUUCAAUAUUCCCCUGCCACCAAGUGUUGGCUUGAUUUUGGACCUUAUCCAACAACUCCAAUAACAUUUGUCAAUAUAGACUUCAGGCACUUGCUAGCAGUCUUCAGUUGAACGAAAAAAUGGUGUGCUACACGGGAAAACGCCGAGAAGGCACGGCUUCUGCUUUCCGGGUGCUCCUGUGCUUGUUGUUGAUUGUGGCCGGGCAAGCUAGCUUUAUCGACAUGGACACACCGUUGGACAGGCGAACCACGACAUCUAUUGUUGAUGGAUCGGUUUAUCACCUCGUCAUGUCAGAUGAAUUCAAUACCGACAAUCGAACUUUGACAGACGGUCAUGAUCCCAUGUGGACAGCCUUGGAUAGAUCCGAUGAUGACGCGUCUUCGGCAGGAGGAGGUUCUCAGCAGUUCUACAACUCAACCAAUGUUCAGAUUGUAAAUGGGUCGCUCCUGAUACAUACAACUCUGGAGAAGACCGAGUGGACGAGAUUUGAUCACGUCAAGAAAAAGUGGACACAAGAAACCACCUAUUACAAAUCUGGAAUGGUGCAAUCUUGGAAUAAGUUUUGCUUUACGGGAGGCAUUGUCGAAGUGGACAUGAUUCUGCCAGGACAUCCCAAUAUUGGAGGUUUGUGGCCUGCUGUCUGGAUGUUGGGCAAUCUAGGCCGAGCCACCUACGAAGCAUCGACCAACAAUAUCUGGCCCUGGAGUUUUGAUAAGUGCGAUAGACAAAUGCAGCCGCGGCAAGCCAUUUCGGCCUGCAACCGGCAGAAUCACUAUGGCCUGCAUCCGUUCCAAGGAAGGGGGGCUACAGAGAUCGAUAUCAUUGAAGUCAUGACAGGAGACUCGGGUGGUUUCUUUGCUGCCACGGAUCCUCCUGUGGCACUUCCUUACGCUGACAUGACUCUUCAGUUGGCCCCUGGAAUUGAGAAGAAUCGUCCCCAAUCAGGAGGACUGCCAAAAAAAAAUGAGACCAAGGUGCAUGGGUUCACACAGUUUCAGGCAAACACCUGGUACGAAGGCCUGGAAUACGCUGGCAAUACAUCCAUUAACCCUUUCUUCUACGGAACUUACUUGGCCAAAACUAAACCUGGAGAACCAGUGACAAGAACGGCGAAACAAGCCUUCCAAGCAGAUGCGGUGGGAGUUGUUCACCAGCUGACACCUUCGCACUUCGAAAAGAUGCACACAAUUCGACUGGAAUGGCAACCGGGCCCUGGUGGUCGUCUCGACUGGUACACAAAAGGAUACCAAAAGACUAAUGAGAACGGUACCUACUACGACGUGGGUGACGGUGAUGGACCGGAUUGGGUCCCAGUAUUGACAAUCAAAGAUGAAGUUCUUAAGAAAACCAUGGGAUCCCAGAUCCCUAUCGAACCGACCUACUUGAUCAUGAACACAGCAGUGUCAUCAACAUGGGGUUUCCCUUACGAUGUUCCCGACUGGUGUACCAAAUGUUACGACUGCGAUGAUCCAACGUGCGCCUGUGCUUUUGCUCCUGGAUUUUGCGAGAUUUUGCGGCAAGGAGGCGUGUCCAUGAAAAUCGACUCCAUUCGAGUAUACCAGAGUCACAAUGCCAGCGCCCACGUGGGGCAAAACCACACUUUAGGCUGUGAUCCACCGGAGUUCCCCACAAGGGAGUUUAUCCGAGGGCAUGAAUACAGAUACAUGCGCAAUCCGCCAUUCUCCUACGAUGAUGUCCAUCCUCUUAAACGCAUCCAGCGCGGCGGUGGGGCGUGCAAAACGGACGCAGACUGUGGCGGCAACAACCUGAAAACAAACCUGACGAAAACCUACGAAGCUGCAGUUAGCGGCAAGAAGCGAGCAUUGUCAAAACCAACUCAAGGAAUGGGACGUUGUGUGUCGCCGAGGGGUCUCUCGUUCAUGUUCAGCACUGUAAUCCAUGACAGCGCCGCCAAGGUGUGCGUCUGCAACACCGGCUUCACGGGUCCACACUGUUUGUCCCAGGCCUUUUUCGAAGAUGCCCCGAGUGCAGAACAGGACAAAAGAGACCGAUCUCCCUUCCGAUCCAUUGUAGAAUUUCAAGCAACGCCAUUCAUGCUGGUUAUAGUUUGCACUUUGAUUACCCUGGCGUUGGGCAUUCUGGUGUACAGAGUCCAAGAAAGGAAGCGAGAGCUUCAUGAAUUGGAAGCACCAAAACUCGGUCAACCCAAAUUUGUGGCCACAAGCAAUUUCAUGGGGGAAGAGAAGAAUUUGCUCAUCACGGGGACCAGCAUAUAAUCUUCUCAAAUGAGUGCAGCUGCAACGCCACAAACGUGACAUCCACCUAUGCCAACAAUCUGUUCCAUUUAUGCGCUUCAUCACAUCGCCACGUGUUUUCAAUGAAAAUAAGCUACUAGUACGUAUAUCAAAAAGCCAAAUCACUUUUGUAACUCAAUCAAGUAACUCAGGCGCAUCGCCACUUCAC
Molecule: messenger RNA, 2655 nt
Organism: Seminavis robusta
Lineage: Eukaryota; Bacillariophyta; Bacillariophyceae; Naviculales; Naviculaceae
Source: the annotation of a GenBank genome assembly